Messenger RNA from Aspergillus eucalypticola CBS 122712, 1580 nucleotides. RefSeq names its product dihydrodipicolinate synthase family protein. Gene Ontology annotation, molecular function: 4-hydroxy-tetrahydrodipicolinate synthase activity. Lineage: Eukaryota; Fungi; Ascomycota; Eurotiomycetes; Eurotiales; Aspergillaceae. The record is from RefSeq and is a predicted model, not a curated record. The transcript has a single exon. Bases 286 to 1275 code for a protein of 329 amino acids.
GGCGCAUAUACUAACCAUGUUUAAAUGCAAAUAACCGCCUCAUCAACCCCUCAGUUGUAACCCCCGCACUCACUCCGAUAUCGUUGAGUGUCAAACAGCAUUCGGACUGAUUGCCCGCUGAUAAGUAUUCGGGAAGACAUCCCGAUCGGAUUCUUUUCCGUCCCCGCAGCCUUCAAGUAUAUAAUCAGCUUCCCACCAGCACGUCAUUGACAGAAUACUCACUCAAUUGAUACCCUUAUUUCCUAAAGACUUAUCACAUAGAAUUGAUACUACCUCAGCAUCACCAUGGGCUCCUCCGUCGCCGUCACCCCUCAACCUCGCAUCCCCAAAGCCGGCGUCUGGUGCCCCGCCGUGACCUUUUUCGACCAUAGCACCGACACCCUCGACCUCGACGCCCAAAAGAAAUAUUACCAGUACCUCUCCACGACCGGCCUCGCCGGUCUGGUCAUCCUCGGUACCAACUCCGAAGCUUUCCUCCUCACCCGCGAAGAACGCGCCCAACUCAUCGCCACGGCCCGUGCCGCCGUUGGCCCCGAUUACCCCCUCAUGGCCGGCUGCGGUGCCCACUCCACCAAGCAAGUGCUCGAAUUGGCCGAAGACGCCGCCGCCGCGGGCGCCAACUACAUCCUCGUCCUGCCCCCCGCUUACUUUGGCAAAGCCACGACUCCGGCCGUCGUGAAGCGCUUCUUUGCUGACGUCGCGCGCAAGAGUCCCCUGCCCGUCGUGGUGUACAACUUCCCGGGUGUCUGUAACGGUGUGGAUCUGGACUCGGAGACCAUCACCGCCAUCGUGCGCGAGUCUGCGGCAUCGAGCGGUAAUGGGGUCUCGAAUGUGGUGGGUGUCAAGUUGACAUGUGGAUCGGUGGGCAAGAUUACCAGGCUAGCAGCCACUUUCUCUAAGGAGGAGUUCGCGAUCUAUGGUGGUCAGUCAGAUUUCUUGAUCGGUGGUCUGGCUGCGGGCUCUGCUGGGUGCAUUGCUGCUUUUGCCAAUGUGUUUCCGAAGACGGCGUCGAAGAUUUAUGAUCUUUAUGUUGCUGGUAAAAUUCAGGAGGCAGUUGAGCUGCAGCGCCAGGCAGCGCUGGCGGAGAGCCCCUGCAAGAGUGGAAUUGCUGCCACCAAGUACGCAGCUGCGAUCUUCUCGGCUCGUGCGGCAGGUAUUGAGGGGGCAGAGGAGAAGCUGAAGCCCCGGACACCGUAUGAGGAGCCGGCGGAGGGUGCGAAGAAGGGAGUACAAGACUUGAUGAGCGCAGUGGCCAAGGUUGAAGGAAAUUUAUAAAUGUACAUGUUCUAAUAUGAAGAUAUGAAAUAUGCGAUGCGAAAUAAAAACUAGUUAUUCUACCUAUGAUCUGUUUGCCAGUUUCUGUUGUCUGUCCAGGUUUAGGUGGUCUUCUUUACCUUCCUGAUUCCGUCUUAAUCCUACAAUCUCCUCUCAAGGACGUCACCGAGCAAUCUAGGGUCCAUUAACUUGUACACACUAUGUCUUCCCUAAUAACCCCAUUUCCACCCAUUGGUGUCUUUCGCAGAGACCUGCCCGAAAUACCACAUCAACAUCAGUCCAAAGAUAAAGGCAUUGGAGCUGUC